Messenger RNA from Peronospora matthiolae, 1068 nucleotides. The record is from the annotation of a GenBank genome assembly. Lineage: Eukaryota; Oomycota; Peronosporomycetes; Peronosporales; Peronosporaceae.
AUGGAACAAGUCUCGAUCGGCGGCAGCAGAUACUUACUGCUUGUGGUUGACGAAGCCAGCGGUUGCAUGAAGGGCUUCUGUCUGCGGUCCAAGUCUGAGAGUGAAGUCUGUAUCAAGGACCACAUCAUCAAGAUUCAAACUCAGUUCGGCACGAAGAUCAAGUUUGUUCGGCACGAUGGAGCGCAUAAGUUUGCGAUCAACUCGAUCAAGACCUUCUACGAAAAUCAUGGUAUUGAACAACAGAUCACGGUGCCGUAUGCACACCAGACCAACGGCACCGCAGAACGCGCGAUAAGGACCAUCGUCACGAUCGGACGCAGCUUGUUGCAUCAUGCAAAGCUGGAGAAGUGUUUCUGGGCUGAAGCGGCAAUGACGGCGAUCUACAUCAAGAACCGCCUGCCUUCACCCAAGAUUGACCACAAGACUCCGUUCGAGAUCGUGUACAAGUCGAAACCAAGUGUCAAGCACAUGCGCGUGUUUGGAUGUCGGGCGUUUAUCCUGACACCAAGGGAGAAGCGAUUGAAGUGGGACCCGAAGGCUCGUGAAGGGAUGUUCAUGGGCUACGAAGAAGCGUCAAAAGCUUAUCGAGUGUACGACAUUGAGGCGGGCCAAGUGGUGAUCAGUCGUGACAUCACCUUCGACGAAUCGACUUUUGACUUUUCGAUGGACCGACCAAGUGACGAUGAUGAAGAUGUGGAGUUGGACCUCGACCUCCUGGCGAUCAACGAGGACGACGUGCGUCAAACCGUCUACAAGCAGACUGACAAGCGCAAGAGUGAAGCAAGACCCGGCAUGUCACGUUCAGCUCGCCCUCGAACUGGGUUGGAACAAGCAAGUGCGCCGGAACACGUCUCCAACCGUCACCAGAAACGACGAUCAAGUGCUCCAGAAACGAUGUCUGAUGACGAAGAAGAUGCAAGCGUCUACGAUCAAGAUGACGACUCGACGCCUCCAACAUUUUGGCGUGCAAGUGCAAACGCAGUGGAAGCAACGGACCUAGCAGAACCUGUGACUUUUCAAGACGCGAUCAAUGGUCCUGAUCAAGCUCACUGGCGAAAUGCUGUAUAG